AUGGCAGUCCCCACGCAGUUUGCAUACCGAACACUGAAGGAGAUUGGCAUCGUGGAUGCUGCGCCUGUCUAUGAGCCUUUGGCUGGGUUCGAGAGACCCCAAGGGAACUCGCGCUGCUGCACCUACUCGCCGUGCGGCCGAUACUUCGCCUGGGCUUCGAAUGACGGCGUGACGGUCGUCGACGCCUCGGUCGGACACGUCAUCACCACGCUCCCCACGCCCAACGUGUACGAAUUAGGCUUCUCGCCGCAUGGCUCGUACCUUAUUACCUGGGAGCGGCCAUCCAAGGAUGAGAACGGUGAUGCCGUCAAGAAUCUGAAGGUCUGGCGCACGGUGGAGCAGCUCCCGGCCGGUGCUGAAAAGCAGGUCGUCGGGAGGUUUGUGCAGAAGUCGCAGACUGGUUGGAACCUACAGUAUACUGCCGAUGAGCGAUACUGUGCCCGCUGUGUAACCAACGAGGUGCAGUUCUACGAGAGCAGUGAACUAGGCGUUGUUUGGAAUAAGCUCCGGGCGGAGGGAGUUGCGGAUUUCGCAAUUUCUCCUGGCAAUAACAAUUCCGUGGCGGUUUUCAUCCCAGAGCGCAAGGGCCAGCCAGCUGCGGUCAAAAUAUUCAACGUCCCCCAGUUCAACGCCCCGGUUUCGCAAAAGACUUUCUUCAAGGGCGACAAGGUCCAAUUGAAGUGGAACCAAUUGGGCACCACCUUGAUUGUUCUGGCACAAACCGAGGUAGAUAAGACUGGGAAGAGUUACUACGGAGAGACCACGCUGUAUGUGCUAAGCGCAAAUGGCGGAUUCGAUUCGAGGAUAACUCUGGACAAAGAGGGCCCAAUUCAUGAUGUAUCUUGGUCCCCCAACUCGAAGGAGUUUGGGGUUGUCUAUGGUUAUAUGCCGGCCAAGACAACCAUCUUCAACCAAAGGGCUGUUGCCACCCAUACAUUCCCGCUCUCUCCUCGAAAUACCAUCAUUUUCUCUCCAACGGGUCGAUUCGUCUUGGUUGCUGGGUUUGGGAAUCUUGCGGGACAAAUGGAUAUCUACAAUCUCGAGAAGGACUAUAAGAAGAUUUGCACCAUCGAGGCUGGAAAUCCGAGUGUUUGCGAGUGGAGCCCAGACAGCAGGUAUAUUUUGACCGCUACCACGAGCCCAAGACUCCGAGUUGACAACGGAAUCCGCUUGUGGCACGUUGGAGGGGCGGUCAUGUACAACCAGGAUAUGGUCGAGUUGUAUCACGUACUCUUCAGACCGCAAGCCCCUGAGCAGUGUGCGCCUGGCGAUCCUUUGCAUCCUGUCCCAACUCCUCACGCCUCAGCUCUCGCGUAUCUGGGCACUGUCAAGACACCUUCCAAGCCAGCUGGUGCAUAUCGUCCCCCUGGUGCCCGUGGUACUUCGACCCCGCUGCACUUCAAGCGCGAGGAUGAAGGAGGGGCCGCCCACAUUGUUAGCAACGGGACCUCGCUAGUCGGGUCAAAUGGGUUUGGCAGGCCCAGAAAACAGGUCCCGGGAGCGGAGACAGUUGAGAAUCUUCCCCCAGGAGCGGCGCCGCCCACAGGCCCCGGUGCCGCUGACGCCGAUGACAAUCUUUCCAAAGCGGCGUUGAAAAACAAGAAAAAGCGUGAAGCAAAGAAAGCCAAGGAGGCUGAGGCCAAAGCAGCCGGACUUAAUCCAGCAGCCCCCGAAGGCCCGGCCCAUGGCGCAGACCAUCGCAGCCCAGAGCGUCGCGAUCACCAGCGCAGCCGUUCUAAGGGCAACAGCCAAGAUGUUCGCACGCCAUCACAGCCGCGAAACCGUGCCAAUACGCACCAGGGUAGACAACAACAAUAUCCCCGUGGGCAAAACGGCAAUGGAGCACCUACGGGACAGAUCAAUAACCUGAAUCUCAACCCAGCCAAACAGCAGCAACCGCGUGUGCAAGAGGCCCCUGAAUUAUCCGUCACGUCUCCAAGUGGCGGCAGCCCGAACGCGAAGAAGUUGAGGGGCUUACAGAAGAAGAUCCGCGCGAUUGAGGAUCUGGAGAUGCGACUUGCGGGGGGUGAGAAAUUGGAGGAUACGCAGUUGAAGAAGAUCGGGACGAAGGCGAUGGUUCAGGUCGAAUUGUCGGCUUUGGAACAUGAUAAUUAG
Messenger RNA from Venustampulla echinocandica, 2115 nucleotides. RefSeq names its product Translation initiation factor eIF-2A. Gene Ontology annotation, molecular function: protein binding; tRNA binding; translation initiation factor activity. The transcript is spliced from 2 exons. The record is from RefSeq and is a predicted model, not a curated record. NCBI's taxonomy places the organism in Eukaryota, Fungi, Ascomycota, Leotiomycetes, Helotiales, Pleuroascaceae. Gene Ontology annotation, biological process: translational initiation. Gene Ontology annotation, cellular component: cytosolic small ribosomal subunit. Bases 1 to 2115 code for a protein of 704 amino acids.